AUGAAGGUAUCUGCAGCGACCGCCGUCCUGGUCGCUCUGGUCGCCACCGUGCAGAGCUCGGACCCAUGUAACAUAUCUACUUGCUACAAGAGUGGCACGACGAAGCCGCCAAUGGCCGUUACACCCACUCACCUGCCGGUUCAGUCAUCUUCCACCCCGACCAGCCAUCCACAGACCACGUACGCCAAGGAUCACGUGCACGGUUCGACCACCAUCAAGUCCGGUGCCAAUGCCACGGUCACGACAGCCAGCGGAGCGUCCGUCAACGGCACUGAGCGGCCGGCCGUCAUCAAGUCUUCCGCCGGAGUGACCGGAAACUCCACCACGCCCAAACCUACAAUGACCGAAGGACACGUGGCUCUGAAACAGAAGUUGAACACAAUUGCGGUGAAGUGCAAGGAUGAGCUGCACGCGCCCCAAGAGAUCAUGGCACUGGUCAGCAACACGGUGGUACCGCAGAACGAGCAACAAAGGUGCUACUUAGAGUGUGUGUACAAAAAUCUUAAUUUGAUCAAGAAUAACAAGUUCAGUGUAGAAGACGGCAAGGCGAUGGCUAGAAUACGUUUCGCAAACCAACCGGAAGAGCACAAGAAGGCAGUAACCAUAAUAGAAACUUGUGAAAAAGAAGCUGUUAUCGAUCCGAAAACCACUGAAAAAUGCGUAGCUGGACGAGUAAUCAGAAACUGCUUCGUUAAAAACGGAGAAAAAAUAAAUUUCUUCCCUAAAGCAUAA
Messenger RNA from Macrosiphum euphorbiae (potato aphid), 732 nucleotides. The record is from the annotation of a GenBank genome assembly. Lineage: Eukaryota; Metazoa; Arthropoda; Insecta; Hemiptera; Aphididae.